AUGGAUUCAUUUAGCAUGGAGGACGCGGUCCCCAGCUUCUGCGUUGGUCAUCAUGAGUCCAAUCGUUCGUAUGCUGUCACGCCUGAUGUGGUGCGCAAGGCCCACGAGAGUAAUUAUGACAUGCUUACCACGCCUAUCACCACCUCCCAUUUUCAUUCCCGCGUCCUAACCCUCCUCUCGUCUCAUCUAUCCGGCAUGCAACUUGCGACGACUGAUAGACAUGGCACCAUGGGAACAACUCGGAAUACUAGGCCAUUGGUAAUUCCGCCGCUUGGCCCGGCUGAUACGCAUUUGACCCCAAAUGACGCUAUGAGCCAAGUGGUAGGGGUCACUAGUUCUUGGAUUGAUCUGUGCUCCCCGGACCCGUUGAUUGCGGACAUCUCCCGUCAGGUUCUCAUGCUGGAGAUUGCGUAUGCAGCAUUCUGUGGUAUUGGCUACCUGCUGGUUCCAGGACCAAAGCUACACCAUGGGAGCAUGCAGGCCGAAGGAACGGUUUACUAUGCUAGGACUAUCCAGGACGCAUUGAAUCUCGGUCCUUAUAUCCAGUUCCAUAUCUGGUUGAGAACUAUCGAUAACCCGGAAAAUGAGGUGGACCAAAUGGGUGAUCUUGCUCCUCUUGCCCGCGGGGAGUUCCUUGAGCCAGAAGAAGAUGCAACGCCGAGGGUGGACUCUUUCGGUACCUGGGAGGCAUGGGAUUUAAUCCGGAGAACCUGUAAAUAUCAUGCACGACUACUCGUAGCUCUCUCCAUUCCAAAACAUCUCCCGCCUGUGUCCGUCCAGUCCCGGUGGCAUUCUGAGCCUGUGCACCUUCUUACUUUUGACACCAACUGCUUUAUCAGGAACCAGAAAGGAUACCCGGUUUUGUCCAAAGCGCAUCAGUCUUUGAUAACCCGGUUUAUGCGCCUGCGUAGUGCCCCGUGGAUUUUGCUUUGUGAUGUCGGUCCUAUUCCUGGCAUCGAGAUGAACGACAACACUAACCAGUCCAACCUAUCUGGGUCUGAAUUCCCCAGUCUUGGACAGGCUUCUAUCGCGAGCAAGAAACAUCAUGAUCUGACUCCACACUUAUCUUACAUGAGGAACCUUCAGCAGAAACAACCUGCUCGUAGCGCCAUCGAAAGAUUUGGUACUGGAUACCAAGACUAUCUGCAAGCUCCACUGCAGCCGCUGACGGUUAAUCUGGAGAGCAUUACAUAUGAAGUCUUUGAAAAGGAUCCUAUCAAGUACGACUGGUAUGAGCGUGCUAUUGCAAAGGCCUUGAGUGAUUGGGCAGACCAAAAGAAACCUACAUCCAACCCUGAUGGUCGGGUGGUUGUCGCUGUUGUUGGUGCUGGUAGAGGACCUCUGGUAACCAGGGCUCUUCGUGCCAGUGCCCAAACGGGUGUCGACAUCGAUAUGUGGGCCGUGGAGAAGAAUCCCAAUGCCUUUGUUCUCCUACAGCGUCACAACGAAACUACAUGGGGUGGCAAGGUGACCCUUGUACAGUCAGACAUGCGAGCCUGGAAGGGGCCUCAAGUGUUGAAGAAAGUCACUACUGGACCACCUGCACCAGUUGGGCAGUCACUUGGUAUUGAGGGCUCAUCUCUCCUUACCGGAGAGCAAGCCACUGUACCACCAGUCACUCCACCGAUUCCGGAAUAUACCAAUACUCAUGUCGACAUUGUGAUCUCCGAGCUUUUGGGUUCCUUCGGCGACAAUGAGCUGUCCCCUGAGUGUUUGGAUGGCAUUACUCCUCUAAUCAAUCCUGUGCAUGGAAUAUCCAUCCCGGAGUCCUACACAGCACAUUUAUCGCCAAUCUCCGCCCCAAAACUUCAUGCCGAUGUCAUGAAUGGGUCCGCCACCAACCCGGCCGCCCCUGAAACGCCAUACGUUGUCAUGCUGCAUGCGGUCGACUUCUUGUCUACAAACCACCCACCAGCUACCAGCGUCUUGAAUAACAACAGUGGCAGCAUCCACAAUCACCUCCGCUCUUCGAUUUCCACACUUCCUGGUCCGGAGUUCGCAACUCCAUUCGUCCAGACAGCAUGGUCAUUUUCGCACCCGAACCGUCACAUUCCUCCUCAGUCAUCCUCGUCAUCCACCCUCUCAAAUGCGCAUAACGUCCGUCGGACCCGAUUAGCUUUUCCCGCUCAGAAUCGCGGGGUUUGUCAUGGUAUCGCCGGAUACUUCGAGACUGUGCUUUAUCGCGACGUUGAGCUCUCGACGAAUCCUGUGACGAUGGACAGCAAGAGUGCUAACAUGAUUAGCUGGUUCCCAAUCUACUUCCCUUUGAAGACACCUCUUGGAGUGCCCGAAGAUGGCGAAAUCGUUGUGACAAUGUAUCGGCAAACUGAUGACCGCAAGGUAUGGUAUGAGUGGAUAGUUGAGGUGUUUGCCCUCGAACGCACGGCCGAAACUGGGACGAGCGGGGUUAUGAGCCCUGUGAUGAGCGGUGCUAGGACGGACUCGCCAGGCGCUGAUAGCGCUAGCGCUACGAGCAAGGACAAGCAGCAACAGCAGCAACGUGAGCGACGUGCUCGGCGGAUUAAGGUGGGUAUGAGCGAUUUACAUUCGAGUAUCAAGGAGGGAUGUCUUAUGUGA
Messenger RNA from Aspergillus ruber CBS 135680, 2577 nucleotides. RefSeq names its product protein arginine N-methyltransferase. Gene Ontology annotation, cellular component: cytosol; nucleus. The coding region runs from base 1 to 2577 and encodes 858 amino acids. The transcript has 4 exons. Gene Ontology annotation, biological process: regulation of DNA-templated transcription; peptidyl-arginine N-methylation. NCBI's taxonomy places the organism in Eukaryota, Fungi, Ascomycota, Eurotiomycetes, Eurotiales, Aspergillaceae. The record is from RefSeq and is a predicted model, not a curated record.